ACCCACUACUGAAAUAUCUUUGGAUCAACCAAGUUAUUCAAAUGAUCCAAAUAAUCCGUGGAAUUUGGUCACAAAAUACUAUACAGUAAACCAGGAUGGCUCUGUUAAUGAAAAUCCUUUUCUUAUUGAAUCUCCAAAUACAAGUACAAAUAUGUUUUCAACACUAAUAUCUGCAAUUUUGGCAGUUUAUAUUAUGCUUACAGGAGAUACAAGUUCUUUGUCUCCUUGGGCUCUAAAUGAUGAUAUAACUUUAACUAUCUUAGUAGUUAUAUUUUCUUUUUUUACAACAAUUUAUUUAAUGAAUUUGUUUAUUGGGUUACUUAGUGAUGCAAUAAAUGAAACCAACAACAAAGAAUACUUUUUAAUUCAAAGGGCUGAGGUUUUAACUGAGAUCGAAUUAUUUUAUAUGUUACCAUAUCAAAGAAGAAAACAUAAUUGGUUUCCAAAUAUUAUUUUUUAUGAAGCCCAUGUACAUAAACUUCGUGAUCUAAUUAGAGACAUUCAAAAUGAUAAAUGGUUAACUUUAGAAAAACCUCAGAUUUCUUCUUUACUUUUAAAAAUUAUUAAUAUAGAAGAUGAAUCUGAUACUGAAAUUAGUCAAAUUAAAAAACAAUUAGAAGA
Racocetra persica is the source of this 621-nucleotide messenger RNA. NCBI's taxonomy places the organism in Eukaryota, Fungi, Glomeromycota, Glomeromycetes, Diversisporales, Gigasporaceae. The record is from the annotation of a GenBank genome assembly.